GUCGAUCGCUGCCGGCGGGGCCCGGCCGGCACAGGUGCGGCUGUCAGUCAGCGCCGUUCCCCGGGAAUCCGGCUGCAGGGCUGGAGCGGCCCUCGCCUGUCAUCCAGCGGAGAGGCUGCGGGAGGGGAUUGCGGUGCGGAAAUGGCUGAGGCCCACAACCUCCAGGAAUUGCAGCCAAGUGCAUCCCUGGCCACCAAGGUCUUCAUCCAGCGGGACUACACCGAGGGAAUCCUCUGCCAGUUUCAGUCGAAGUUCCCUCCGGAGCUGGAGAGUCGGGUGGAAAGGCAUUACUUUGAGGAAACAGUGAAGACCUUGAACAAUUACUAUGCCGAAGCAGAGAAAAUCGGAGGGACGUCGUACUUUGAGGGGUGCAUGGCUUGUGUAACGGCCUAUGUGAUCUUCAUGUGCAUGGAGACUCGCUAUGAGAAGGUUUUGAAGAAGAUUUCCAAAUACAUCCAAGAUCAAAAUGAGAAGAUCUACGCCCCUCGAGGACUGUUGCUCACGGACCCCAUCGAACGAGGGCUGCGAGUUAUCGAGAUUGCGAUCUACGAGGACCGGUGCAGCAGCAGCGGCAGCAGCAGCAGCAGCAGUAGUUGCAGCGGGCAGUGACGGCGCGGCGCUGCGCCCUGGGUUGCGACGGCUCCGGCUUUGCUCCCUCGAGCGGACGGCCGUCUUCCCGCGACGACGGCGGUCACCAGAGUAUUGUGAACCAUCGCUGCGUUGCGGAGUUUAAUCCGGAGGGGUGGGGAGGUUAGGGAUUGGGGAGGGGAGGGGAGGGUGGGGAGAGUGCGAGGGGGAGCGUGUCGGUGACUCCUUAUGUUGAAGCCCAGAAUUGCGACGCCUGUCUCCUGCAAGAAUCUGCGGCGAGAAUUGCAUCGGGGGAGGGGGCACAGCGGGGGGGGGUGGACUAGUGCAACACCGAGUGGAACGAGGGUAGAGGGAGAGAUGGGGAGCGUCUGGGAGGGAGACCUCUGGCAUUUGAAUGCAGGGACACUAACAUAGGAGCGAUGGGGAGGGGGAGGGGAACAUUCAUGGGGGGGCUCUCAGCAUUAGGGGGGAUGGAGGGGGGAGGAGAGGGGGACAGGUCAGGUUCCAGAACACGGAUGAGAUAUUUUUGCCAUCUCAUUCUUUGCCCCGUGUGGGGGAAGGAGCUGCACAUGCGGGUUCAUACCGAAGACACGUAAAAUGUUGGAGUAACCCAGCGGGUCAGGCAGCAUCUCUGGAGAACACAGGUAGGUGACGUUUUGGGUCGGAAGAAGGGUCCCGACCUGAAACGUCACCUGUUCCUUUUCUCCAGCGAUGCUGCCUGACCCGCUGAGCUACUCCAGCACUUUGUGUCUGCCCAGCUAUGCUGCUUCCUGAAGGACUGUUGAGAAACAGCUCACAGUCUCGCUCAUGUGUUUGGCCGUUCUGUAAGGAGAUAAUAAUGAUUCCUGUCAUACGGUCCCAAUGCGGUCGCCUUUCCAGCGCCAUAGAGACAUACAAAACGAAAAAGGCCAUUAUUCGGCCCACCUUGUCCGUGCCGACCAAGUUGCCAUAAUUGGGCUGGUUCCCAUUUAUAGGUUUGUAUUUAUUAUUGUCACGGGUACCAAGGUAGAGUGUUUUUGUACGCUAUCCAAUUAAAUCAGAUAAACCUUAUCCCUAACUCUACCCCAACCCUUCCUUUCCCCUCCCUAAACAGCCAACCAUGCCAUCUCUGGGUGCCCGCUCUACCACCCACCAAAUGGAGCUCAGGGCCCGGCAGACAUUGACGCAGAGACAACUACCUGGCUGCUCAACAC
Messenger RNA from Amblyraja radiata (thorny skate), 1781 nucleotides. Its product is annotated as golgin subfamily A member 7B. Bases 142 to 609 code for a protein of 155 amino acids. Gene Ontology annotation, biological process: peptidyl-L-cysteine S-palmitoylation; protein targeting to membrane. Lineage: Eukaryota; Metazoa; Chordata; Chondrichthyes; Rajiformes; Rajidae. The transcript is spliced from 6 exons. The record is from RefSeq and is a predicted model, not a curated record. Gene Ontology annotation, cellular component: palmitoyltransferase complex.